UUCAGUUCAGGCACUGCCUCUUUGGGGUCCCUUUGCUUUGGAAAUGAAACUGAUGUAAAUGGAAGGUCUCAGACUCUGGAUACUGGCUGUGGGAUUUUUUUUCUAUUGUUAUUUUUGAUUGGGUUUUUUUUCCCCCUUUUUGGAUGUGAAUUGAAGGCCAACAACAGUUGAAGUGUUGGAAGCAAGUGCAGGAGGACGCUCACCUUUUUAUUUGAACCCUUGUUUGCUGGGAUACUUUCAAGCUCUCCUUCACAGUCAUGUGGUCAUCACAGCUGCUGUUCUUCACAAUGCUCUUAACACCGUUUGCCCAUGCUUUCAGCCGUGCCCCAGUGCCCAUGGCUGUGGUCCGAAGGGAGCUGUCCUGCGAGAGUUACCCCAUCGAGCUGCGCUGCCCCGGAACAGAUGUUAUCAUGAUUGAAAGUGCCAACUACGGCAGGACUGAUGAUAAAAUCUGUGACUCUGAUCCUGCUCAGAUGGAGAAUAUCCGCUGUUAUCUGCCAGAUGCCUAUAAGAUUAUGACUCAAAGAUGCAGUAAUCGGACCCAGUGUGCGGUUGUUGCCGGCCCUGAUGUGUUUCCAGACCCAUGCCCCGGGACGUACAAGUACCUGGAAGUGCAGUAUGAAUGUGUCCCUUACAAAGUGGAACAAAAAGUUUUUCUUUGCCCUGGACUGCUGAAAGGAGUUUACCAGAGCGAACACUUAUUCGAGUCUGACCACCAGUCGGGCGCCUGGUGCAAGGACCCUCUGCAGGCCUCCGACAAGAUCUACUACAUGCCCUGGACGCCGUACCGAACAGACACGCUGACGGAAUACUCCUCCAAGGACGACUUCAUCGCCGGGAGGCCGACCACCACCUACAAGCUCCCGCACAGGGUGGACGGCACGGGGUUCGUGGUGUACGACGGGGCUUUGUUCUUCAACAAGGAGCGGACCAGGAACAUCGUCAAGUUCGACCUGCGGACCAGGAUAAAGAGCGGGGAGGCAAUCAUAGCCAACGCCAACUACCAUGACACCUCCCCGUACCGCUGGGGAGGCAAGUCCGACAUAGACCUGGCCGUGGAUGAGAACGGGCUCUGGGUAAUCUAUGCAACAGAACAAAAUAAUGGCAAAAUAGUCAUUAGCCAGUUGAACCCUUACACGCUAAGGAUCGAAGGGACCUGGGAUACUGCCUAUGACAAGAGGUCAGCUUCUAAUGCCUUCAUGAUCUGUGGGAUUUUAUAUGUGGUGAAGUCUGUGUACGAAGAUGACGACAACGAAGCCACAGGGAAUAAAAUAGACUACAUAUAUAACACUGACCAAAGCAAGGAUAGCAUGGUGGAUGUGCCCUUUCCAAACUCCUACCAGUACAUUGCUGCUGUGGAUUAUAAUCCCCGGGACAACCUCCUGUAUGUAUGGAACAACUAUCAUGUUGUAAAAUACUCCUUGGAUUUUGGCCCACUGGACAGCAGAGCAGGGCAGGCUCACCACGGGCAAGUUUCCUACAUUGCCCCACCGAUCCACCUGGAUUCGGAUCUGGAGAGACCACCAUCCAAGGGAGUGUCAACAUCGGGGGCUCUGGGCCCGGGGAGCACCCCUGCCAGCACCACGCCGCGGGUGGCCACCAGCACCACGGGCCGCAGCACCACCACGUCAGCCUCGGGCAGGAGGAACAGGAGCACCAGCACGCCGUCCCCCAUGGCCGACGUCCCCGAGGAAAUGACCACGCACCUGCCGCCCGCCUCCUCCCAGCUGCCGCCGGCCGGGGCCGAGAGCUGCGACCCCACAGAAGCACGCGACAUUAUGUGGUCCCGGACUCGGCAGGGCCAGCUGGCGAAGCAGCCAUGUCCCUUGGGCUCCAUAGGUGUUGCAACUUUCCGGUGUCUCGCACCUGACGGUAUCUGGGAACCCCAAGGACCUGAUCUUAGCAACUGCUCUUCACCCUGGAUCAACCACAUCACUCAAAAGAUGAGGUCGGGGGAGAUGGCUGCCAACAUCGCGCGGGAGCUGGCGGAGCACACCAGGAACCACCUGUACGCCGGGGACAUCGCCUACUCCGUGUCCGCCAUGGUCCAGCUUGUCAACCUGCUGGACGUGCAGCUCCGCAACCUGACUCCCGGCGGGAAGGACAGCGCCGCGCGCAGCUUGAAUAAGCUUCAGAAAAGGGAGCGCUCUUGCAGGGCCUAUGUCCAGGCCAUGGUGGAGACGGUGAACAACCUCCUGCAGCCUCAGGCUCUGAACGCCUGGAGGGACCUGAACGCGAGCGAGCAGCAGCGCGCGGCCACCAAGCUGCUGGACACGGUGGAGGACAGUGCCUUCGUGCUGGCUGACAACCUGCUGAAGACAGACAUCGUCCGGGAGAACACUGACAACAUACAGCUGGAAGUUGCGAGACUAAGCACAGAUGGGAAUCUGGAAGAUCUGAAGUUUCCCCAGAACAUGGGCCAUGGAAGCGCCAUUCAGCUGUCAGCAAAUACCUUGAAGCAAAAUGGUCGAAAUGGUGAGAUCAGGGUGGCUUUUGUGCUGUACAACAACCUGGGCACCUAUCUCUCCACGGAGAAUGCCAGCAUGAAGUUGGGAACAGAAGCGAUGUCGACCAAUCACUCCGUCAUUGUCAACUCCCCUGUCAUCACGGCAGCAAUAAAUAAAGAGUUCAGCAAUAAGGUUUACCUGGCUGAUCCUGUGGUGUUUACUGUCAAGCACAUCAAGCAGUCAGAAGAAAAUUUUAACCCAAACUGUUCAUUCUGGAGCUACACGAAGCGUACGAUGACAGGGUAUUGGUCCACCCAGGGCUGUCGCCUCCUGACAACUAACAAGACACACACCACAUGCUCCUGCAACCACCUCACCAACUUCGCAGUCCUGAUGGCACAUGUGGAAGUUAAGCACAGCGAUGCGGUCCACGACCUGCUCCUGGACUUCAUCACAUGGGUUGGCAUCCUGCUUUCACUGGUCUGCCUCCUGAUCUGCAUCUUCACCUUCUGCUUCUUCCGUGGGUUGCAGAGUGACCGCAACACCAUUCACAAGAACUUGUGCAUCAGCCUCUUCGUGGCAGAGCUCCUCUUCCUUAUCGGCAUCAACCGGACCGACCAGCCGAUUGCCUGUGCCGUCUUUGCUGCCCUCCUGCACUUCUUCUUCCUGGCAGCUUUCACCUGGAUGUUCCUGGAGGGGGUGCAGCUGUACAUCAUGCUGGUGGAGGUUUUUGAGAGCGAGCACUCCCGGAGGAAGUAUUUCUAUUUGGUGGGGUACGGCAUGCCUGCGCUGAUUGUGGCCGUGUCGGCGGCAGUGGACUACCGGAGCUACGGCACGGACAAAGUAUGUUGGCUCCGACUUGACACCUACUUCAUUUGGAGCUUUAUAGGACCAGCGACCUUGAUAAUUAUGCUUAAUGUCAUCUUCCUUGGGAUUGCUCUCUAUAAAAUGUUUCAUCAUACUGCUAUACUGAAACCUGAAUCUGGAUGUCUUGACAAUAUCAAGUCCUGGGUUAUAGGUGCAAUAGCCCUACUCUGCCUAUUAGGACUGACCUGGGCAUUCGGACUCAUGUAUAUUAAUGAAAGCACAGUCAUCAUGGCGUAUCUCUUCACCAUAUUCAAUUCUCUGCAGGGAAUGUUUAUAUUCAUUUUCCAUUGUGUCCUCCAGAAAAAGGUACGGAAAGAGUACGGAAAAUGCCUGCGCACACAUUGCUGUAGUGGGAAAAGUACAGAGAGUUCCAUUGGCUCAGGAAAAACCUCGGGGUCAAGGACACCUGGAAGAUAUUCCACAGGCUCACAGAGCCGGAUUCGUAGGAUGUGGAAUGACACAGUUCGAAAGCAGUCCGAGUCUUCCUUUAUUACUGGAGAUAUAAACAGUUCAGCUUCACUCAACAGAGAGGGGCUUCUGAACAAUGCCAGGGAUACAAGUGUCACGGAUACUCUACCACUGAAUGGUAAUCACGGCAACAGCUACAGCAUCGCCAGCGGCGAGUACCUCAGCAACUGCGUGCAAAUCCUUGACCGUGGGUACAACCACACGGAGAACGCCCUCGAGAAAAAGAUCCUGAAGGAACUCACCUCCAACUACAUCCCUUCCUACCUGAACAACCAUGAGCGCUCCAGCGAGCAGAGCCGCAACUUGAUGAACAAACUCGUCAACAGCGUGGGCGGCGGGAGCGAGGACGAUGCCAUCGUGCUGGAUGACGCCACCUCCUUCACCCAUGAGGAGAGCCUGGGCCUGGAGCUCAUCCACGAGGAGUCGGACGCCCCACUGCUGCCUCCCCGGGUGUACUCGGCGGACAACCACCAGCCCCACCUCUACAGUCGGCGUCGCAUCCCGCAAGACAACAGCGAGAGCUUUUUCCCUUUGCUGACCAACGAGCACACGGACGACCUCCAGUCGCCCAACAGGGAUUCUCUCUACACCAGUAUGCCCGCACUGGCUGGCAUGCCCAUGACGGAAAGCGUCACCGCCAGCACCCAGACCGAUCCUCCACCAGCGAAAAGCGGCGGUGGCGAUGCCGACGACGUUUACUACAAAAGCAUGCCCAAUCUUGGCUCCAGGAACCACGUCCAUCAGCUACACACUUACUACCAGCUAGGUCGAGGCAGCAGCGACGGUUUUAUAGUCCCGCCAAACAAAGAGGGAACCUCUCCGGACGGCAAUGCAAAAGGACCCGCUCACUUGGUCACUAGUCUAUAGAAGAUUCAGCAAAAAUUAAACAAAGAGACAACUAAAAGCCUCUCCGUAACACUCGGUUUACUGUUCUGAGUUAAUCCAAACAGUGGUAAUAUUGUGUGUACUCCUAAAUCUUCAUGCUGUUCAAAAGGAAAUUCUCAGACUUUUUUUACUGGAAUUUUUAGGCCGGCCCGGAGAGGACAGUAACUGCUGUGCCCCCCUUAUCUUCCCAUCCUUCUUCCCUCCAGACAGACUUCAUUAUGUUAAUGAAAGAGAUAGAUAACGGCACACUUCGUGGCCUUCUCAAGUUAUGCCGUGUUUGUUUAAACAAUCCCUGAUGCUGUGUUGCUCUUAAUACCAAGGACCUGAUUUAAGAGGGAAAAAAAAUAAUAAAAGGCCAAAAAUGUGCAUUUGAAGCUAGUAGCGAUGACGCAUCUAGGUGGGAGUGCUGCGUAAAACAAGCUAGCAAAACUCUUUCUUACCAAUCCAGGUCACACCAUGGGUUAUGGUCACUCACAACUUGGUUUCACUGCAGCGCCCUUCGCUGCAGGAGCAAACAAAACGUAAACAAAUUCAAUGAGACGGAAGGGAAUCCUAGAAUCCUGUGCUAAAGGCAUAUUUUACAUUUUGCUGUAUUAACGGAUGAUAAAAACUAAUGGCAGAAAAAGAGAAGCGAACAAUUUCUAUGUAAUGUACAGAUACUAGCAUUGCACAUAUAGUCUGCUUUCUGUUCCUCCAGAACUUGCGUCCCUGUUAAUGUAGUGGAAAAAAAAAUAAGAACUUUUUUCUGUUGUGCUGGUCUUGUAAGUUUGUCUACCAGUAGGAGCAAGGUUUUUCAUAACUCUUUCCUUUAUUUUUUUUUUUAAUUUUAUUUUGCCUCGUCCACUGCUCCUUCUCUCUGUCCCCUUCCCAUCCCAGUAAAAAAACUCACUGAGCAAAAAAAAAAAUCCCCGAACAUCACUUUCUAAGGACCAUUUUUAGUAACACCAUCACCAUUUCUUUUCAGCCAAGGCAGCCUUUUAAUUUCCUCGCUGUAUAACCUUUUUCAGCCGGCAUGUUGCCAGCAGACCUUUUGGCAGACUAGAGCAGGGCAAACUUCCUCAUUGUCAGUGCACAACCCAUCGUGACGAUAAUCCUGUGAAGCAUCUCUGGCCAACAGCCCCUCAGCCCGGCCCCUGGGUCACAUCCAGGGAUUGGGAGGAGGUUCUGUAGUUGUAGUGGGGGUUCUACAGGAGACGGCCAUUUCCCUGGAGGAGCAAAGGGCCUUCUUGGCUCAGUCUGGUCCCCGGUUUAGGCACUUGUACUGCAGUGGUUAAGAAGAAAAUAGAUUGACGCGUAGUGAGCUAAAAAGUACUUUGCGGUGAUUUUUAAUUAAAAAAAAAAAAGUCCUCCGUUCAUUAUUUUUCCUAACAGGAAAUUUAUUUAUUUGACCGGAUUUUUAAGUAACAUAGGCUUUCUGGAGGUAAAUUAGCAGCACGAGUAUGAAUUCUUCUUCUUUUUCUCUUUUUUUUUUUUUUUUUUAAUUUAUGAUCCAUUUUGUAUGGUCUCAGCAGUUGAAUGACCUCAUUACUAAUAUUUGUUGUAAAAGUGAAGCUUGUUUGCCAACCAAUAAACAACUGAUCACGAUUUAGAAGAUA
Messenger RNA from Onychostruthus taczanowskii (white-rumped snowfinch), 6262 nucleotides. RefSeq names its product adhesion G protein-coupled receptor L3 (gene ADGRL3). Gene Ontology annotation, molecular function: carbohydrate binding; G protein-coupled receptor activity. Bases 258 to 4649 code for a protein of 1463 amino acids. Gene Ontology annotation, cellular component: glutamatergic synapse; membrane; cell-cell junction. The transcript is spliced from 23 exons. Gene Ontology annotation, biological process: cell surface receptor signaling pathway; brain development; synapse assembly. Lineage: Eukaryota; Metazoa; Chordata; Aves; Passeriformes; Passeridae. The record is from RefSeq and is a predicted model, not a curated record.